This is a messenger RNA of Penicillium pulvis, 456 nucleotides long. RefSeq lists its product as uncharacterized. The record is from RefSeq and is a predicted model, not a curated record. The coding region runs from base 1 to 456 and encodes 151 amino acids. NCBI's taxonomy places the organism in Eukaryota, Fungi, Ascomycota, Eurotiomycetes, Eurotiales, Aspergillaceae. The transcript is spliced from 2 exons.
AUGACAGACCCAACCUCCUCAACCCAGCCCCAAGACCACACCCAAGACUCGGAUUCAACCCUCACCCCAGACCAACGCCAGAAAGAAGCUCUGGCAGCCUUCACAGCAACCCUCCACAGCGUAGGCACAAACCUCGAAGCCCCGCUCCGCGAGCGCGCAACAAUAAUAAACACCAACGCCCUCUCGCUCGAGCGCCAAGAAGCCGAGGCGGGCUUAAAGGAGAUUGGGGAUGUGCAGAAUUGGGCGGAGAUGAUUGAGAGGGAUUUGCUGGUUCUUGAGAGUAUGAUGGAUGAGGUUGAGGGGGUGGAUGAUAGUGCUAGUGAGGAGGAUGCGAGGAGUGUUAGGGAUGAGGAGAUGGAGGUUGAGAUAAAUGGGAAUGGGAAUGGGAAUGGCGUUCCGAAUGGGGAUGAAGUCCAGAAGAAGGAAAAGAGAAGGAGUUGGUUUUCUUGGUGGUGA